This is a messenger RNA of Seminavis robusta, 1203 nucleotides long. The record is from the annotation of a GenBank genome assembly. Lineage: Eukaryota; Bacillariophyta; Bacillariophyceae; Naviculales; Naviculaceae.
AUGGACGACGGGGAAAAAAUGGAUAAAGACCGCAGAACCCAAGAUACCGCUGAAGCGGUCACCGCCCCUACCACAGCAGAAACUCUCGCUUUCUGGCCACAACCAUCAGCCAAAAUAACCCAUACGGAUGAUGGGAAAGCUUCAGCCAAAGGCAAGGAAACAAAGGAUGAUGAGCACAAUAUCAUUGACUCUGCCAAUUUGAAACUUCCAGCCAUGGCAUCUCGGUUUAGUGACAUGGAUUCCUCAAAUGAUAUCCCUCAAGAAAGCCCUCUUGACCGAAACACACCCGCUGAUUCAGUUUCGAAUAAUCAAGCUUUCAUAGAGGAAAUUGUAGGUGGAAUUGAGCCAAUCCCCGUGGCAUCUUCGACGGUGCGUCGAAGUGCAAACAACGAGCAAUGGCACCGUCCUGGGGCCUACAGGGAUGCAAACAUGCUGCCUGUAUCAGAACUUGACUUUAGGCUUGUUGGAACCAAUGGCAGCAGUGGCAAUCAAAAUGCUAUGGAAGAGCCUGCUAGUGUUGUUGUCCCAGCAGACACUGAUACUGUCCAAAUGCCAACAAUUUCCAGUGACCACGGACUGGUUGAAGCUAGAGCCAUUACUGAAUCCAGUGUGCUCGUAUGUCAAGAAGCCCAGAAAGUUGAUGAUGCAGUAUUGGAACAACAAACCGACAGACAGGAAAAGGAGAGACAUUGCCAAAGAGUAGGCUACACAAUAAUUUUUUGCUCAAUUAUCAUCAUCGCCAUCAGUCUGGGAGUUGGGCUGAGGCCGACACCAGAAGCCAUCAAAAAUGCUAUACCAACAUUUGCACCAACCAUAGCCCCAACCCCACUGGAAUCAUUCCUUUUGUCGUUGCUCCCUGAGCAAACUAUCACUGGAAUUGAAGACAAGGAUUCAGCACAAUACCAAGCUUUUAAAUGGCUACAAGAGGAUCCUUCUGUCUAUGACUAUCCAGAUUGGCGGAUUCUCCAAAGGCAUGCUCUGAUGACUGUCUUCUAUGCGACCGCUGGCCCAACGCUAUGGUUCAACAACACAGGGUGGGGAAACUACAAUCAGCAUGAAUGUGUAUGGUUUCAAAAUCGAGAAUUUGCGAUGAAGACAACUCUACAAGCAUUGUACCCUGGUCUCCUAUCAUACUUCUUGAUUCCUCAACCUGACAGCCAAUGUGACAAGCAAGGGCGCUAUCAGCAUUUGUGGUUGGAUUAG